GCAAAAAGGGUGGAGGGCGCGAGGCGAGGCGGGGCGGGGCCAGGGAGGCGGGGCUGGGCAGUCCCAAAUGACCCCGGCGUCCCCAGCUCCCUUACAGCUAUGGGCUCCCAGCCCCCCAACUUCUCAUGGGUGCUCCCGGGCCGCUUGGCGGGGCUGGCACUGCCCCGGCUCCCCGCCCACUACCAGUUCCUGUGGGCUCAGGGAGUGCGGCACCUUGUGUCCCUGACGGAGCGCGGGCCUCCCCACAGUGACACCUGCCCUGGCCUCACCGUGCACCGGCUCCGCAUCCCCGACUUCUGCCCGCCGGCGCCCGAGCAGAUCGACCGUUUUAUGCGCCUCGUGGAUGAGGCUAACGCGCGGGGAGAGGCUGUAGGGGUUCAUUGUGCCCUGGGUUAUGGGCGUACAGGCACCAUGCUGGCCUGCUAUCUGGUGAAGGAGAAAGGCCUGGCCGGGGGAGAAGCUGUGGCUGAGAUUCGGCGACUGCGACCAGGUUCCAUCGAGACCUAUGAGCAAGAGAAAGCAGUUUUCCAGUUCUACCAACGAACCAAGUAGGGGAAGAUGGCACUACACUUCCCCCAACCCAUAUGGUGCAUAGGCCUGAGAAGCCAGAGCCAAAGCCAGAACUAGUCCAUGCUGUGGAGGAGCAGCCUGAGGUCACAGCAGUAACCACACUCCAUCCGGAUCAGAAGAGAUACACCCCUAUUCCAAUAGGACAGUGAAACUGGACCUGAAUAUGGGAGUGGCCAGUAUCCACAUUCCCAUUACAGACAUGUACGUGGGCAAACUUUGUAUUUACCUCAAUAAAAUGAUCACUGAACUUC
This is a messenger RNA of Phascolarctos cinereus (koala), 821 nucleotides long. It is a transcript of the gene DUSP23, whose product is annotated as dual specificity phosphatase 23. Lineage: Eukaryota; Metazoa; Chordata; Mammalia; Diprotodontia; Phascolarctidae. The record is from RefSeq and is a predicted model, not a curated record. Gene Ontology annotation, biological process: protein dephosphorylation.